AUGCUUCCUCAACAAGUCCGACUUUGCCUUCAGGCACUCCAUAUUAGCAUCAACGAGUUUUCUACAUUUGUAGCUUCUCGCGGUCUCGACGAUGACGUCGUUGCUUCCGUCACAGCAGAAGGCGACCCCCGCCUUCAGGACACCCUCGCUCAGCUUCGACAGCUCUGUGAGAUUGCAGAAGAGUUAGCAAAUGUUCUCCACGAAAUGCGUAGUCCCAUGCAGACAGCAGGAAGCUGCAGCACUGUUACGUCACAUCAACCUUUGGACAUGUCUCAAACAACACAAGAAUGCAAAAAUUCAAACCAAGAUUCUCCUUUCGAGUCUCGCUCCGUGGAUUUUGGGCGCGACAAAUCUCUUGAAAACCCGCCUGUCCCCAGCGUCAUCCAGGUUCUGCCGCGCAAACUAGUACAACCUAUCUCAUAUCCGGGGGAUGCAAGCCUCCCUGCGAUCGGACCUAUUCUAUCCAAUGAACUUCCUGGAGCACCUCCACCCAUCAAUCACGCUCCCUGUGAAAAACCGUCAGCCUCUUGCAUUGAACCACUAGAUCAAUUUGCACACUGUAGAAUCUUGAUAGCGGAGGAUAACAUGAUCAACCAGAAAGUCAUGUUGAAGUUCCUCAGGAGACUAGGACUCAAUGAUAUCGUCACAGCUUCAGAUGGUCAGGCUGCAGUGAACAUUGUUCAAGAGUGCAUGGAUAGAUACCAACCUUUCGACCUCAUCUUCAUGGAUGAUACAAUGCCGGUCCUCAGCGGCCACGACGCCACGCAUCUGAUCCGCGAGAUGGGGUUUCGAGGUCCAAUAUGCGGUAUGAUGGUCAAUUUGAGGCUCGCCAAUAAGCAGAAAGCUUUCGACGCAGGCAUCACUACGAUUAUCCAUAAGCCGUUCCAGCUUCGUGCUAUUCGAGAGGUCCUGGAGCAGUACUUGACGCCUCUUGUCGAGGAGCUAGAUGAUACCAUGCUAUCGGGAUGGGUUGACGAUUCACCAUUACCACGACGGAAGCCAGAUAUCAAGUCGAAACUUUGA
Molecule: messenger RNA, 1023 nt
Organism: Bipolaris maydis ATCC 48331
Lineage: Eukaryota; Fungi; Ascomycota; Dothideomycetes; Pleosporales; Pleosporaceae
Product: CheY-like superfamily
Biological process (GO): protein autophosphorylation; phosphorelay signal transduction system
Cellular component (GO): plasma membrane
Molecular function (GO): histidine phosphotransfer kinase activity; phosphorelay sensor kinase activity
Source: RefSeq, a predicted model, not a curated record